AUGGACCUGGGCUCGCUACUAGUGCGCGGCGGAAAAGACGCGCCCCGCUCUCCCCGCCCCCCUCCCGGCAGCCCCUCCGGUUUCCGCCGCGCCCACCACUUCCGAUCCGCGUCGGUCGGCGGAUUCAUUACUCCGCAAGCAGCGGACGGCGGAGUGGACAGCGCAGAUUACACGCUCCCGCCGCUUUCGCCGCAGCCCCCGCGGCGCAUUCCGGCGGCGGCGGCGCUGUUCUCAGCGUCCGCGGACGGCGGAAGACACUUACAGCUCCCGCGCGACGCAACUCCCGGAAUUGCGCCCGCCGCCGCGAGUGUCUCCCCGCCCCGCGGCCCCCCCGCCUCCCCUCUUUCCGCCGUUGCGGGACGGUUCGCGGGCAGCGCGGGCCGCGGCAGUGCUGCGGCGGAGAGUCAACCCAGCGCGCAGGAAGGCGGAGAGGAGAGCGAGGGAGAGGGCGAGUCGAGCGCGUGGGAGUGGGAAUCGGAAUCCGAGUCGGAGUUGGAGUGGGAGGAGUGCGUGGUGGUGGCGCGUGCGCUGGGCGAGCACGAUGCGCGAGGGAGCACGGUCAAUACGAGCAACGCACAACAGCAGCAGCAGCAGCAGCAGCAGCAGCAACAGCAGCAAGCUCCUAGCAGCGCAAUCAACAAGCAGCAGCAACUGCUUGGUAACGCCCCCGGUCGCCCCCGGCAGAGGAAAAUCACCGCUUCUCCCUCCGCCGAAGCCCCUGCUGCUGUGUUGCUCCGCUCCCCCCGCCGCGCCUCUGUAUCCCCUCCGCCCGUCUCCCCCCUGCGCUCCCCCCCGCGGCACGCGAGCGCUGUCUUCCCCCGAAGCUGGUCCGCUGGCGCGCCUGACGCGGCGGACGCGGCGGACGCGCCUGACGCGCCCCCCGCGCGGCUGCCGCGCUCCACUCUUUCCGCGCACGUAUCGCCGCCCCCGCAGCAGCGGCAGCAGCAGCAGCAGCAGCAGCAGCAGCAGCAGCAGCGGCGCUCGGGGCAGCGGCCGGAGAAGCACACAACACCAUCAGCGGUAACAACAGCAGAAGAAGCAGCAGCGUGCGCCCCGCAACAACGUGCUCCGCCCCUGGAUGAGACGGGCACAUGGGGACCCGCAGGCGCCGGUGGGGGAGUUAGACGCGGUGCCGGAGAAGGCUGUGCGCAGCUUCCAGUCACAAGAACUGAGAGCCUCCGUUCGGGUGGUGCUUUCCCCGGUAGACUGCCGGAGAACAGAAUGCCUGGUGGUAGUAACCAGGGUGCUCGCAGUAACCAGUCGAAUCACGGUAACUGGACGGAGCGAGGCAACCAGCCAAUUCGUGGUAACCAGUUUCCUGGUGGCACUGUCGCUGCUGGUGCUGCUGGUGCUGCCGGUGCUGCCGGUGCUGGUGGCGCAAGCAGGCAUAGAAGGAGCCACUCCGACUCGUAUGCCUUUCACACUGCCACCUUCACCAAGACGCCUCUCCCCAACAGUAUCCACGCCUUCGUCGCUGCUGCAGACUCACACGUGCGCGCCUCUGCUACCUCUGCCACUCCUGCUCCUGCUUCCGCGGCAGCACAAGCAAGCUUGGGUCCCACGGAUGGUCCUAUGACUUUUUCCUCACUCCCUGCCACAUUCCCUACUGCUGGUAUUCAUCCCAAGCCCCCCACACCGUCUCCUCUAGCAGUGGCUGCUCACACGGGGUUUCCACCACCACCACCCCUUUCACACAUUCACGCUGCUGCUUCUGGUGUUACUGGAAGGAUCGCAUCGGAUCGGUUUUAUGGGGGAAUGAGGCAUGGCGUUGACACCAACUGCUCGGAGAGCAGCUCAGAGGAGGAUGAGGAUGAGGAUGAGGAAGAGGACGAGGAUGAGGAGGAAACGAGAGUAGGCAGCUGUGGUGCUGAGGAGGGUAUGUCUGCAGUCAAGCAACCCGCCAUGCUCACCAAACUGCCCUCCAUUUCGGACAUAGCCUGCCUAAAAGCGACCAUGUGCCUGACAGCAGUGGGAACGGCAGCGGCAGCAGCUGCAGAGGAAGUGGCAGCGUGCGGAGGGCACGAGAGCAGUGCAACAGCAAGAGCAGCUCACCAGCAAGGUCGGUCAACAGCUCACCAAAAUCCUCCCCACGUGGCUCUGCUAGUUCCUCACCCGCUCGCUCCCCUCGGGCGUCUGCUGGGGGGGGAUCAACAGGAGCUUAUGUGCGGCGUGCCCCGCACAUUGGGAGGAGCCCCUUGA
This is a messenger RNA of Closterium sp. Naga37s-1, 2199 nucleotides long. Lineage: Eukaryota; Viridiplantae; Streptophyta; Zygnematophyceae; Desmidiales; Closteriaceae. The record is from the annotation of a GenBank genome assembly.